CUCAUCCUCUAUUCAGUUGCCCGACGACCAAGCUCCAGGCAUCUUAAAACUCUUCAUACCAGAAUGGUUUCUUCUACUCGAUCUCAUAGUAGAUCCCACAGUCUCCUUCUGAUCCAGAAAUUACUAAAUUUGCGCGACAGUGCGAGUCCCUUGACUCUGGUAUUAGAUACUCUAGAGCAGGGCGCAGCACCCGUGGUUCGAGAGUAUAUUUCCAGGGCGAAGGCCUCAAAGACAAAAGUCAUAUUCCUCUCGUUUGCUACCCUGCGAAAACCUCGAGAUGCGGAUGUGUUCGUGAAGGGCCGAGGAAAACCCCUCACGUCGCUGAGAAAAGAGCUGGUCUCUCACUAUCCAAAACCUGGAAAGUCUGCGGGUAGCGUCAAAGAGAAACUUUCCAUGCAGAGAGUGCUCCUCAUAGUCGACUCGCUCAACGAGCUUGCCACGACAGCCCCCCACUCUCUCCCCGGCUUUCUCUCCAGCGUCAUCGGCCCGGCCGUCUCGAUGGUGGGCGUAUAUCACACGGAUGUCCCUCUCGUUCUCCCGAGGACAGUGAGCGAAUACGAGCCUCACCCUCUCACCCUUCUCUGCCACCUGGCCACCUCCAUCCUCCGGUUGUCUAGCCUACGGCAGGAGAUUGAGCGACAAAAAGCACGGAACAGGAGCCUACAGGAGCCGGAAUGGGGGUUACAGGAGGAACGGGAGGGCGUGCUGAUCGGGCUGAAGGGGGAGAUCAAGUCUGGAGACUAUGGGGGAGUGGUGCUGGACAUGGAGCUCCGACGACGUAGCGGCCGGGCGGUGAAGGAGAAGUUUGCACUGUUUCCUGGAACACGGGGACCGCCGGGGGGAUCGCACCUGGCGGCGGCGGCAGCAGCAGCAGCAGCAGCAAAACUGCCACCACCAUCAGGUGUAGGCCAGGACAAAGGCACGCCGUCUAGGCUGAUGCUGCUUUCAGACCACCAUGCAUUCGCACCCUCGGACGAGAGUGGCCAGUCUGGCGGAGGGGCUGGCGGCGAUGAGGGACCGGAGAGUACCUUCAAUCUAGGCCUGACGGAGAAGCAGAGACGAGACCGAGAAGGCAUUGUACUGCCGUACUUUGAUGCGCAGACGGAUAUAGGGGC
Molecule: messenger RNA, 1115 nt
Organism: Sodiomyces alkalinus F11
Lineage: Eukaryota; Fungi; Ascomycota; Sordariomycetes; Glomerellales; Plectosphaerellaceae
Exons: 3
Biological process (GO): tRNA wobble uridine modification
Cellular component (GO): nucleus; elongator holoenzyme complex; cytosol
Molecular function (GO): tRNA binding
Source: RefSeq, a predicted model, not a curated record